AUGCCUGCCGACAAGAUCCGAGUGUCGAGUGAUUCCCGCAUUGAGUACAAGACCGCUACACUCAACGGCCAUAACUACUCUUACAUUCUCAGCCAGCCCAAGUCAGGGCAAUACAAAGCCACUGUUUUCCUGAUCCAUGGCUUCCCGGAUCUCUCAAUGGGAUGGCGGUACCAGAUUCCCAUGCUUGUAGACAUGGGAUUCCGGGUGGUAGCUCCCGACUGCCUCGGAUACGGACGAACAGACGCCCCGGACGACUUCACCCCGGGCGCAGCACUCGCCUACCGCAUUGCCCUCUGGCAUCCGGAGCUAGUAAGCCACCUAUUCACAGUUUGUGUGCCUUAUGCACGGCCCAUGGCCCAGAAUAUCUCUAUCGAAGAUCUUGUCCGUAGCGUGACACCGCACUUUGCAUACCAGCUGCAGUUCAAGAGCGGGGAAGUAGAGAAAGUUAUCCGGUCUAAGGACGAGAUUCGCCAGUUUUUGCUUGCGCUUUAUGGGGGUCGCACUGAGGCAGGCGAGUUUGGGUUUGAUGCCAAUAAGGGUGUUUUGCUUGAUAAGAUUGGCCAGUUGAAGCCGUCGAGGUUGUUGAGCGAGGAGGAGUUGGAGUUUUAUACGAAUGAGUUUGCUCGCAGUGGGAUUCAUGGACCGCUUAACUGGUACCGCACUCGCGACGUGAACUAUGAAGAUGAGCUUGCUAUUCUCGACAGGGAGAUUCAGAUUCCUACACUGUUUAUCCAGGGACUGAGGGAUCAGGCUUUGCCGCCUCAUUUGGGCAAAUCCAUGGCGAAACAGGUCCCGCGACUUACCCUGAAGCAGGUUAAUACUUCGCACUGGGCUCUGUGGGAGAAGCCUGAGGAAGUGAAUGAGAUUAUUGGGACUUGGCUGAAGGACCAGUCUUCUGCCAAUGGAAGGGCUGGCAAGCUCUGA
Molecule: messenger RNA, 924 nt
Organism: Penicillium mononematosum
Lineage: Eukaryota; Fungi; Ascomycota; Eurotiomycetes; Eurotiales; Aspergillaceae
Product: alpha/beta fold hydrolase
Exons: 7
Coding region: 1-924 (307 amino acids)
Molecular function (GO): hydrolase activity
Source: RefSeq, a predicted model, not a curated record